AUGUCCGUUGUCAGCAUCAUUUUGGUUGUCGGAGAGACUAUUGAAGUCGUCGAUAGGACGUGUCUUCUUUCUCACAUCAAAGAUGGCUUGUCAACCAUUCCUCAGUUCGAGACAUUGAAGGUAAAUGAGAUCUUACUAUCUGUUAGUGAACCGGAAUCGAUUUCUCAUGACGACUUUAAGUUCACUUCUGCUGACGCUAGCAUCAUACUCUUGCAAAGGCCGUCUGUUGGUCGGAUAUUGGAGCAUUUGGAAGGUGCCUUGAUGCUUUUACCUCGAAUUAUCUGCCUGGUAUACUCGGGAGCCAUCUGUCAGUCAAGUGGCCACUGGAUUCUUCCUAGCGCCGUUUUCAAGCCCAGUUACGUAGUUGAUGGGAUUUCAUCUGUAUCUAGAAAACUCGUAAAAACAUUGGCUGAUGCCGCCAAGGAAUCGGUGGCUCCAUUGACUCUUCAUAUCGCCUGUACCAGUGUUUCCAUGGGCGGUGAGUGGCGUCACGUUCUGACGAGCCGCCUCCCUGCAACGAUCGCCGGUCACCCCCUCCUCGUCUCCGUGAAUCGCCAGCAUCCACACCUUAAAAGACCUCCUACACUGGGAGCUCCUGCCAAGCCUGAACUCGCUCCUCUACCAAGUGACAUCGCUGGAGUCGAGGCUUUUUGCCAGCGCGUGGAAGCAGUGCUGGCUGCUCCCUCACCCACGCCCGCCUGUGGACCGUCGAUCAGGGCUGAGGGCUGCUCGAUCCGCAUUCAACACCCCUGUCUCUACGUCUUCCCCGAAGGCUCCGGACAGUCGGUGGUCUUUGCUCUGCCCGGCUUCUCUCUCAUGGUCAAUGCGGGCUGUUCGCGCGACCCCACAGCAUGGAAAAUGGCCCAGCACCUCGAAAAGCACCUUGCCGCGCACCAGUUUUAUGGCGGUGCGUUUUCGUUUUGUGGAGUGGCUGCUCUACGUCACGCAGCUAGGUGGCCUUUGCACGCCUGCGGCGUUCUUAGUCACGCGAGAAGUAAUGAGUUAGGCGUUUUGGCGACUUCUUUUGCCAAACAAAAGCUGCAACUCCUCGUGUCACCCCUUGCUCAACCAUUAGACCUGCCCGCCGCUGUCGUUAGCUCAUCAACCAAAUAUCCUACCGGCGUUUUACUCACUACUGCCAAAUUCGGCGUCAACACCGCCUCCUUUUUGUGUGCCCACAGCAUUGACGCCAUCUUGCUCACCCACUGGGGAAUCGACAACACCCUCGGUUUGACAUCCCUGCUACCCGCGUUGAUGGCCUCGUCGGAUGGAGCGUCGCCAGUGCCCAAGGUCACGUGUCUCCUGACACCCCCGCCGGGUCAUCUGCUCGCCCAGCCGCCGUCUGGUGACACAGCGACACCCGCCUCCGCCGACCCCUUGGUUGUCAACGUCGCCAAGGUGAUCUGCGACCUGUCUCAGGAGAUGCGGCCGUUCGUAGCUGAGUCGCGCCUUACUCCGCUGGAGGUCGGUCGUGGUGCCAAGAUCUCCGCCAUGCCCAAGUCUGUGCCUCUCUACUACAAGACUGGUUACGGAAGCCUCGACCUCUACCCCCUCACGCCCACCGACGAGGAUCAGGCGGAGGUGAAAAAACUUGCCGAACUCUGGACAAAGACAGCCCCCAGUGUGACUGCGGCACUGGUCGGUGCUGCCAAGGGUGUGACUGCUCCGCGACACGCAGUCCUACCGCUCGUCUCACAAUUGAGUGUCUCCGCUCUGUUGAUCUGGAGGCCCGCGCGCAAAUCCGACGCCCUGUUGCGCGUUCUCUUCGUUGCUCCCAACGCCCACCAGGCGCGUGUUCUGCUCGCACUGGAGCACCUCCACGUGGGACUUCCCUGCAUCCAUCAAGCUAACCCCUACGCCGCCCCCACCACCACCACCGCUGCUGCUGGUGGCGGUGGUGGAGCAGGUUCGCUCGCCAGAAAGCCGGCGUCUACCCUCUCGGCCACGUCGCGAAAACCGAUUUCCGCUCGCCCCCCUGCCACUGUCGCCAACGGUGUUCCCGGCGCCCAUCCGAACGUCAGUGGACCUGCCCCGCGCGCGCCACCGCGACAGACGCGACCAAAGACUGCGGAGGUGCGGAAGCCUGCAGGCUCUGGAGCCGCGGCUCCACGUUCGGCGAAACCGAAGCUCAUGGCGAACGCCCACCACCCCACAACGAAAUCGACUUCUACGCUCCGUCAAACGCCGUCUUCGGUGAAGGCGCCUCAGGCACCACCGCCUGCCACCGAAAAGGCGGCGGAACAAGAACCCACGCGCGAAUUUCUGCAACACGUCGAAGUACCAUCUGGUGGCAGUUCUUCACCAGUCGCAAGUCCCCCUUUGGAGUCGUCGCACACGCCGGUUGAGGAGGACUUGAGUGGUCACGAUCUCAUCCAGCACGACUCGCUCUCGCCUUUGGCCAACGAUGUCUCCGAGUCGGGCGCCUCCAAGGCGGCAUCUCCGACGAACAAUGUGGAAGAAAAGUGGCCUCUCCACGAUGGUGACAGUCACCUAGCCAAUGAGGGCGACACAGCACGUGACUCACUGGAGGCGGCCUCCCAAGAACCGCUUGACAUGUCCCACGAGUCACUGGGGGUGCCCCAGAAACCGCAGGAGGUGUCUCACGAAGCAUUGGACCCCCUGAAUGAGUGGGGCCAGCCCCAGGCCAUGCCUGCGCCCAUUGCUGCGGCGAAGCCAAGCAAGCCGAGUGCCACGAGGUCGGCGAGUUCAGCGUCCGGCCCACCGGAGGGCUACUUCGAGGCCUCCGCGGUGACCGGAGGUCCGGGGAAGGCGCCGUACGACAAGCUGAGGAAGACCCACGUCGACGUGGCCUUCUUGCCGGGCGCCGGAGAUGUCGGCAUGGUCGACGCGGAGUUCUUCAAGCACGUGCGAGCUCGCUACUACGUCGCGACUGCGGUCGCGCCCACGCCAGACCUCCUCAAAGCCCUCGCUGUUGGCAAGGAGUCCUGGAAUGACAAUCAAGCCAAUGAGGUGUCCCUCAUACUGGCCCACGACACGCCCGAACUGCUUCAGUGGGCAGCCAUUAAUGAGAAACGAUUGGUUGGUGACCAAAUCGAUCUGCUCACUGUCGCCGAACACUCCACCAUCCAAUUGGUCAGCGCCGAUGGCGACAGUGGAGUCGACGCAGACGUCGCCGCGGCCCGAGGUCUCGCCUGUCCGGGCUUCCGUCUGGACCUUUGA
Messenger RNA from Mesocestoides corti, 3180 nucleotides. Lineage: Eukaryota; Metazoa; Platyhelminthes; Cestoda; Cyclophyllidea; Mesocestoididae. The record is from the annotation of a GenBank genome assembly.